Messenger RNA from Syngnathus typhle (broad-nosed pipefish), 12464 nucleotides. It is a transcript of the gene smg1, whose product is annotated as SMG1 nonsense mediated mRNA decay associated PI3K related kinase. Gene Ontology annotation, biological process: nuclear-transcribed mRNA catabolic process, nonsense-mediated decay; phosphorylation. Bases 166 to 11118 code for a protein of 3650 amino acids. Lineage: Eukaryota; Metazoa; Chordata; Actinopteri; Syngnathiformes; Syngnathidae. The record is from RefSeq and is a predicted model, not a curated record. The transcript has 62 exons. Gene Ontology annotation, molecular function: protein serine/threonine kinase activity; protein binding. Gene Ontology annotation, cellular component: nucleus.
UAAUUUCAGCACGAAGAAGGCUAACCAAACACAACCUCAAGCUAACUGUAUCAACGAGUUACCACCCAUUCGCGAUACUUGACAUAACCAGAAAGUAUAACAUAAGCCUGAGGUAAUCGUUUAACGUUACCGCUGCAAGCGGGCCAUGCAGCUCCCCAGAAGGUAAUGAGCCGGAAAGCCUCGAGGUCUCGGCUCAGCGGUGCCCACAAACUGCAACCACACCGGAAUGACUGGCAGCCCAGAGUUGAGAGCGUGUCAUUCAUCGAGGACGGCGUGAGGUCCAGAGAGUUCGGUUCAGCAGCGUUUUCCGACACAUUGCCCUCCAGCUUGGCUGAGCAGCCAGUGGUGCCCAGCGAUGCCUAUGCCGCUGCAGAUGCACUCCAUGAAGAGGGUGGAUAUGAAGCUGGUCAAGGUGUCUGUGAUACUACUUUUGGUUGGAAGUCGCUGGGGCAAGAGUUGAGGCCAAAUGACUUGACGGCGGAUUUAAACGCUUUUCAGCAUGGAAACCGUGCUUUAGCUUCAAAGGACAUGAGGAAAUCGCAGGACAGAGGGAUGGCUCACUCGGACGAGUCUCGGUUGGCCAACCUCCUGCGCCGAGUCUCAAGGGAGGACGAUCGUGAUCGAAGGUUGACCACCCUCAAGCAGUUGAAGGAAUUCAUCAGUCACAGCGAGAAUAAAGUGAACUUGGUCAAACAGUUGGACACCAUCCUCAGCACCUUGAAUGAUAUUUUGAAUGAAAGUAGUAAGCUGCUCUGGGAGUUGCGUCAGGAUGCAGCAGCCUGUUUGGGUCUGCUCUGCACUGUGCUCAGCUACGAGGCAGAGCGAAUCUUCAAGUGGCUCUUCCUCAAGUUGACUUCAAGCACUCGUGACGAGGUGAAGCUCUUGUACCUGUUAGCGACGCAGCGGGCUUUGGAGGCCGCGGGCGAGAGAAAGACCUUCACUCAAGUCAUGCAGGUGGUGAUGAGCAAUCUUCAGUCUAUCUUGGAGAAUGUGGACACUCCAGAGCUGCUUUGCCAAAGUGUGAGGUGUAUUCUUCAGGUGGCUCGCUGUUACCCACACGUCUUCAGCACCAAUUUCAGGGACACAGUGGAUAUCUUGGUGGGCUGGCACAUUGACCACACUCAGAAGCACGCACUCACUCAGCAAGUGUCAGCCUGGCUUCAGAGUCUAGAACAAUUCUGGGUGGCAGAUUUGAGUUUUUCCACCACUCUGCUGGGACAGUUCUUGGAGGACAUGGAAGCAUAUGCAGAGGAUCUGAGCCACGUGGCGUCAGGGGAGGUGGUGGAUGAAGACAUCCCGCCUCCUGCUGUGUCUCUACCAAAGCUGGCAGCUCUUUUGAGGGUGUUCAGUACAGUCGUCCGCAGCAUCGGAGAACUUUUCAACCCCAUCAGAGGACCACCUAUUACGGAAGUCUAUGUCACUGAUAUCCUCAACCGGGUUCUGGCGUGCGUGACCACAGCCAAGCGGGUCCAGUUCUCUGAAGCAGUUCUAACUGCAGGGAACGAGUGUGUGGGUGUGUUGUUGGCCAGUAUGGAGCCCUGUGGACAACUAAUGGAGACCGUCUUAGCCUACGGCUUGGAGCAGUUGGACUGCUGCCGCGCUUGCGGUGCCGACUACAACCUGGCAGUACUCAGCCUUCUCACUCUGAUUGUGGAGCAGAUCAACACAAAGCUGCCUGCUUCCUUCGUGGAAAAAUUGUUGGCGCCGGACUCACAGCUGCUAGAAUUGCGCUUCCAUCGAGAGAAAGAGGUGGUGUCAGCUGUACAUAGCGUGUACCAGGCGCUCCUGAGUCUGAAAAAUAUCCCAACACUGGAGGCAGCUUACAAAUUGGUAUUGGGAGAGAUGGCAUGUUCCCUGUCGAGUAUCUUGGCUACCCUGGAGCUCCCCAGUGGGCUCCAGCCACCCGAAAGCCCCUGCCUUGGCAUCCGCCACCCAGCUUUCGCUUCAGUCACCCUAAACCCGGAGAAGGCGCAGUUUAUCAUCAUUUUCAAUCUAAGUACUCUCACCACCAUUGGGAACACCAAGAACUCACUCAUUGGGAUGUGGGCUUUGUCUCCUACUGUCUUUGCCCUGCUGAGUCACACGCUGAUGCUGGUGCACUCUGAGUUAGCAGUCUACUAUCCUGCUGUCCAGUACGCUGUGCUUUACACCCUGUACUCCCAUUGCACCAGACACGAUCAUUUCAUUUCCUCCAGCUUGUCUUCUUCUUCCCCGUCCCUAUUUGACGGGGCUGUCAUCAGUACGGUCACCACAGCCACCAAGAAACAUUUCAGCACUUUGCUCAACCUUCUAGGAGGGCUGCUGAUGAAGGAACAUCUCUACCCUGAAGCCAGGAGGCUGCUGCUGACAUGGGCUCAAGAGAUCUCACUGUUGAUGAAGAAGUCGGACACUUACAGCCCACUAUUCUCCUUGCCUUCCUUCAACAAGUUUUGUCGUGGCCUGAUGUCCAAUGCCCUGAACGAAGAUCACAAUGUUUGCCUUCAGACCUGCAACAGCCUACUCAUCCUCUCUUCAUCUUUAUCCGUGGAGCUUCUGCAAAGGUGUGUGGAUGUGUGCCGAGUCCAGCUUGUCCACUCAGCGGUGAGGGUGAGGCAGGCAUAUGGCAAAUUGCUGCGGACAAUACCCCUGGAUGUUUCUUUAAGCACCCACAGUCAUCCAGAGAUGACUGGCAUCUCUUUGGCCAUCCGCCACCACAUGAGCCGAGCACCGAGCAGCACCUUACACCCCCAGGACUUCAGUGACCUCAUCAGCUUUAUCUUAUACGGAGUCCUGCACCGUGGAGGCAAGGAUCCGUGGCUGGAACGGCUUUACUACAGCUGCCAGCGCCUGGAGAAACGCGACGGCAGAGGCGGCGCCGAUGGCAUGCGACCCGGCGUCGUGCCCAGGGCUCUGUUAAAAACCGAAGUGGUGCUGUGGCAGUGGGCGGUGUGGGAAGCCGCACAGUUCACCGUCCUGUCCAAACUCCGGACGCCACUCGGGCGAGCUCAAGACACCUUCCAGACCAUUGAAGGUAUGAUCCGCAGCCUGGCUGCCCACAGCUUGAACCCAGAGCAGGAUGUUGGGGCAUGGGCCGGCGCUGGAAGCGACGGCGAGGGUCACCAUUCCAAUCAGCUUCGGAUCACUUUGCUGCUUCAGUAUCUUGAGAACCUGGAGAAGCUCAUGUAUAACGCAUAUGAAGGCUGUUCUAAUGCUCUCACCGCCCCACCAAAGGGUAUCCGGACAUUUUUUUACACCAACCGUCAGACAUGCCAAGACUGGCUGACAAGGAUCCGCCUUUCACUCAUGAGGGUCGGUCUCCUGUCUGGUCAACCAGCAGUCACCAUACGGCACGGCUUUGACCUUCUCGCGGAGAUUAAGAACAGCAGCACCCAGGGUCCAGAAUUGGAAAUCCCUCUAACAUUAUUGGCAGAAGCGCUUUGCGAGCUGCGCUGUCCCGAUGCUAUCCAAGGACUCGCUGCCUGGAGUUUUCCCAACACCGGCAAGAGUCUCAGCUGGUUGUCCUCGGUUGCUUUACAAGCGGAGGGGCGGUUUGAGAAAGCAGCACUCGACUAUCAAGAUCAGCUGUCUGCAGUUUCAGGGAUGGACUGCAGCGUCAAAAGCUCUGACUGUUAUCUGCUCAAACUCUCCAGUAAUACCAACAGCCCCAAACAUACCAGCAAUGGUGAUAGCCGAAAAACCGUGCUGCUGAAGUCCAACGAUUGCUCCCCUGAGAUGGUCAACCUCAUGGCUAACAAAGCGUGUCAGUGCUACGUGGCACUUUGCGAUUGGCCCUCGGUCAAGGAAUGGCAGGCCACCGUUCAUUCCCUCAAACAGAACUCCACCAAUCUGGUCAACAUCAACCUGAGGGCUGAUUUCAACUACAUUCAGGCCCUGAGCCGCUUUGAGGACGGAGAUUUGACUGAAUGUGGUGCUCAACUGGAACUUCUUCCUGGAGAAGAUUUCAGCUCCAUCUCCAGUAGCAAGGACAAGAUGGACCUGAAGAGGCUUCUACCCUCAAUGAGUCCUGAUCCAACAGAACUUCAGAGAGCCAUUGAAGUACAGCUCCUCCGCACUGCUGUUAGUGCCCUGUCAAAAGCCAGUCAGCCACCAGAGCAAAGAGUGCCAGCCAAUCAAGAUACAUUGGUGCGCUGCUUGAAACAAACUGGAAGGAUCUGCCUGGGUCCUCUUCGACUGUCAACCUUGACCCUCUCUGAUGCCUUGCCCACCCUUCCCACUUUGCAGCUUCACUGCACUGCCGCUCUAGAAAACACACUUUCAGGACAAGAGGACUCUGUGGUUCCUUUGAAUAGCGAGGCAUUGAAUUCGUGUAAACAACAGGAUGUCCAGCCUUUCCUUCAAGCCCUCAGAUACACCAUGUUCCAGAGACAACUCCUCAACAAACUCAGAGGUUCCUCCCCUACCACAGACGCCCACCUCACGGAGCUUUGUUUGACGACUGUCAAGUUUGCACGCAAAAAAGGCAACGUGGCUUUGGCGUCCCGCUUGCUCAGCCAGUGUUGCGAUGGAACCCAAGACGAUGAGCAGGGGGACGAACUGAUAAAAGCCUUCCGCCGCCUCAGCGUGGAAGGCACGCUGGGAGAAAAAUGGGGGCCGGAGCUGCAGAUAGAAAAGGCCAAAGUAGUGAGGACUUCAGGCCAGUCCAUUACAGCCAUGGAAAUGCUGAGCAGGGCCGCUCUGUCAUAUUGCUACGUGGGCAAGAACGAAGGCGCCGCCUGUCGCUCGCUGCUCACACUCUGCAAGUGGCUGUUGGCUGACUGGAAAGACAUGAUACCUCAGCUUAAGCAGGUUGUCAAGAUGUCAGGGGCGAUCAAUUCAUCAAACGCUAUGAGCAACAUGUCACCUUUGUGUCAGAACAUUUCUGCUCUGCUGGAGCGUCCUCUCGUGGAACAGAGUAUUCCUCACAUCACUACUGAGACCUCAGUGAGUGUUGGCGUCGGGGAGCCCGACUUUGUGCUUGGCCAACUCUACCAGCUCUCCACCAGCUUAGCACCUGAGGUGGCAAAGUCCUGGGCAGCACUGGCCAGCUGGGCAUACCGCUGGGGUCGGAAGGUCGUCGACAAUGCCAGCCAAGGUGAGGGAUUGCCUCUUCUCUCUGGAGAAAAGAAGGAUAUCGAGGAGCUCUUACCUAAGACCACGAGCGGAGAAGACAAGGAAACCAUUUUUAGCAUUCUCGGUCAAGCCAUGUGUCGACCAACUGGCAUUCAGGACGAAGAUAUGGCGCUCCAGCAGGAAGAUGAUGAGGACGACAUGGUGGAUGUGAUAUGGCGACAGCUAACCGCAUCGUGCCCUUGGCUGGCGGAUGCAGGCCAACCUGUCGCAGAUGGUUUAAUUCAGGUUUGGAGACGCGUGGUGGACCGAAUAUUUGGCCUCUACCGGAUCUCUUGCCAGGCCUAUUUCACCUUCUUGAAGCUCAAUGCUGGCCAGCUCCCCAUUGAUGAGGACGACCCCAAACUCCUGCUGUCCUGUCAUAACAGCAAACAGAGUAACGACGACAUGAUCGUCAUGGCAACCCUUCGUCUCCUCCGUCUGUUGGUCAAACACGCUGGGGAACUGAGAGAGGGGCUUGAGCUGGGUUUAGCCUCCACCCCAACUGCACCAUGGAGGGGUAUCACGCCGCAGCUCUUUUCACGUCUCAAUCAUCCAGAAGCAUACAUACGACAAAGUAUAUGUAGCUUGCUGUGCCGAGUGGCCCAGGACUCCCCGCAUCUCAUCCUUUACCCCGCCAUUGUUGGCUCACUCUCCCUUGGAGGCGAGGCUCAGAAUUCAGGGAGCAAACUGCCAUCGGCUCUGCCCACCUUCUUGGGUAGCAUCCAAGGAGAGGAGGAAGAGGAGCAGCCAGAGGGUGGUGACAAAGGGGACAAUCAAGAAGAACUGGCGACAUUCUGCUCCAGUCAAGACCAAGCCAUGAUGCAGGAUUGUUACAGCAAGAUAGUGGAGAAACUGUCCUUGGCAAACCCGACCAUGGUGCUUCAGGUCCAGCAGUUGGUCAGCGAGCUACGCCGGGUGACCUUACUCUGGGAUGAAUUGUGGCUGGGCGUGUUGCAGCAGCAGCACAUCCACGUCCUGCGUAGAAUCCAGCAGCUGGAGGACGAGGUGAAGAGAGUUCAGAAUAACAACACGCUCCGAAGGGAUGAGAAGAUUGCAAUCAUGCGCGAGAAGCACUCUGCUUUGAUGCGGCCUGUGGUUUUUGCACUGGAACAUGUCUGUAGCAUCACAUCAGCCCCAGCAGAAACGCCACAUGAAACCUGGUUCCAGCAAACGUACGGCGAUUCUAUCAAUUCUGCUCUCGAGCGGCUGAGGAACCCACACAACCCCGCCAACCCCGCCAGUAGCUGGCUCCCGUUUAAACAGAUUAUGCUAAGCCUGCAGCAGCGUGCUCAGAAGCGAGCGAGCUAUCUUCUUCAGUUGGAUGAGAUCAGUCCACAUCUGGCAUCCAUGACCGCAACGGAGAUGGCCCUGCCCGGCGAAGUCUCGGCGUCAGACGCCGUCACCAUUCAGAGCAUCGGCAAAUCCAUCACCAUCCUUCCAACCAAGACCAAGCCAAAGAAACUCUUCUUCCGAGGCUCUGACGGUCACAACUACCCGUACCUUUUCAAAGGUCUGGAGGAUUUACAUUUGGACGAGCGCAUCAUGCAGUUCUUAUCCAUCGUCAACACCAUGUUCACCAAGAUCAACCAACAGGAGCAGCCACGCUUCCACGCGCGCCAUUAUUCCGUCACACCCCUCGGAACACGAUCGGGACUCAUCCAGUGGGUUGAUGGAGCCACACCCCUCUUUGGCCUGUACAAGCGCUGGCAGCAGAGGGAGGCUGUGCAGCAAGCUCAGAAGGCUCAAGACUCAUUCCAGCAGCAGCCGGUGCCUCUCGUCCCACGGCCAAGUGAGCUCUAUUACAGUCACAUCGGUCCUGCCCUGAAAGCAGUCGGGCUCAGUCUGGACGUGACGCGGCGAGAUUGGCCACUCAGUGUCAUGAAGGAGGUGCUGAAAGAAUUGAUGGAGGCGACGCCUUCCAAUUUACUGGCCAAGGAGUUGUGGUGUUCAUGUACCACACCGAGUGAAUGGUGGAGGGUCACUCAGUCUUAUGCUAGAUCCACUGCCGUCAUGUCAAUGGUGGGAUACAUUAUCGGCCUUGGUGACAGACACCUCGACAAUGUGCUCAUUGACAUGACUACUGGAGAAGUUGUGCACAUUGAUUACAAUGUGUGUUUUGAAAAAGGAAAGAGUCUAAGAGUCCCAGAGAAGGUGCCUUUCAGGAUGACGCACAAUAUUGAGAGUGCACUAGGAGUUACUGGGGUGGAGGGAAUCUUUAGGCUCUCUUGCGAACAGGUGAUUCAAAUGAUGCGCCGAGGUAGAGAGACGCUCCUGACGCUGUUGGAGGCCUUUGUCUAUGAUCCCCUGGUGGAUUGGACUGCUGGGGGGGAGGUGGGUUUUGCGGGUGCAGUGUAUGGAGGAGGGGGCCAACAAGCUGACAGCAAACAAAGUAAGAGGGAGAUGGAGAGAGAAAUCACACGCUCGCUGUACUCCUCCAGAGUGGCUGAGAUUAAGGUCAACUGGUUUAAGAAUCGUGACGAAAUGCUGGCCGUCCUGCCGCAAAUAGAAGAAGCUGUGGAGGAGUAUUUGGUUCUCCAGGAUCUGCUCUGCCAGGGAGAAAAACUACAGGCUAAGUUGCAAGAGGAGGUGGCCUUCUUGGAAGGAGCAGAGAACCAUCCAGAGCAUCGAAUUGUCACUCUGGAGCAAAGGUACUCUGAACACACCCAGCUCCAAUCACGACAGAGGACUGUGCAGGAGGCCAUUCAAAGUAAGCUGGCUGACCUGGACCAGUGGAUUUCCCAGUACCAGGCGGCAUUUUCUAAUCUGGAGACGACUCAGCUGGCUGCUCUGCUGCAGGACAUCAGUACCCCCAUAGAUCUAGGUCCUCCCAGCUAUGUCCCAGCUACAGCCUUCUUGAAGAACGCAGGCCAAGCCCAUCUGAUCAAUCAGUGCGAGGGCCUGGAGGGCGAUUUGAGCGUCCUGCUCCAGCAGCGUCGUGGGGCCCUUCGGAUUUGCUUGGAGCAGCUGCAUAGCUACGCGACAGUCGCUUUGCUCUACCCGCGAACCAACGUGUUGCGCCAUCGAACACACCAGUGGAAGGCCUGGUUGGAGGAAUUGCUGAGAGUCAUGACGGUUGAGCACUGCCAGCACAUCUACAGACAAUACGAAGUGCUGUUUACCCCUCAGUCCAACGCGGCUUCCUGCCAGUUCAUAUCCAACGUGGAGCUGGCGCUGCAGCGACAAGUGGCCGACACCAACGAGCGCGUCGUGCAUCAAGCUGAGCGACUGAAAGCCGAAGGCACGACUGCAGCAGCGUGCGAGGAGCAGCUGAAGGAAAUCGAGCACUGCAUCGGGGUCUUCCUGAGGGAAAAUGGAGAGUCGGGCUCACUCAGCCUCGCUGGCAUCAUCACCUCUGCGCUCUGCUCACUCUGCAGGCGCAAUCUGGUGAUGGAGAGUGCAGCAGCGAGCGCAGGAGAGCAGCUGGUCGACCUCAUGUCCCGGGACGGAGCGUGGUUCUUGGAGGAGCUCUGCAGCAUGAUCGGGAACGUCAGCGCCCUGGCCACGCUUUUGCAGCGCUGCCCGCUCCUGCCAAACGAUCUGGAGCUCCCGUCACCUUCCGCCACCAUUCAAAGCAUUUAUCUGGCCAAUUCCGUGUAUACCUGCUUGCAGGAACUCAACACCAACUUCCGUCAGAUUAUCUUUCCCGAGGCUCUGCGUUGUAUGGUUAAAGGGGAGCCCACACUGGAGUCCAUGUUGGCAGAAUUGGAGCAGCUCGUAGAGCAGAGCUCCGAAGGUCUCGGCUUGCAAGGUUUGGUUGACAGCCUGUUGGCUACCUCGGGGCUGGACCACGAUGGACGCAAUCAGUUUCUGGACAUCACGAGGAUGUUGCGUGCCCAGUACUCUGAGCUUAUCCAGCCACGCUGCAUGGACGCCACUGGGCAGGACUCCCCAAAGAUGUCUGCUGGUCAAAUGCUCCUCGUGGCCUUUGAUGGAAUGUUCACUCAGUUAGAAACUGCCUUUGGACAGCUCACUGAAAAGGUUCGUCUGAGUUCCCUGGAAGUGCCGCCGGCGUGGAGGAAGGUGGAUGUUCUGCGGGAAGCACGCGCCGCGCAACUCAACUUCUUUGACAGCCUCGCUCAGCGGGAACUGAUGGAAGAGGUUUUCUUCCUUAAGAGACUACAAACCAUCCGAGAUUUCUUCCGAAUGUGCUCCUGCUUUGCGCAGACUCUAUCAGGACCGCCUCCUGAUGAACUCUUGACCUCCAAUGGACCAGUUAGUUUAGGAAAACCAUUGUUCCGGCAGCCUAAUGCUACUGGUUCGACCGGGGCAAUCAUCAACGAGGAACAAAUGACCCGCCCCAUCAAGGCCUUUACAGCAGAAUUUGUUUGGCAGAUGCUCAUGGGUCUCCCCAGCCAAGCUCUUGGCUUGGCCCUCUGCAGCACCAUGUCCGCUCUUGGACUGGAUGUCAUUGCCCAGGUUGAGGCGAAAGAUUUUGGUGCCGAAAGCAAGGUGUCUUUGGACGAACUUUGUAAGAAGGCAGCCGAGCAGAACCUGGCAUCAGGUCGCGUCUCCCAACCGCUGCUUAACAGAGCCACGUUGCUGGCCGCCUCUUAUGACACAGCCUGGAAGAAGUUGGAUCUGUUGCGAAGGUUGGAUGGCAACCUGGAAGCUGCAAAGGCCAGCCUGCAGAGGGUUCAGCUACAUGUUGCCAUGUUUCAGUGGCAGCACGAGGACAUCCUGGGUCCCAAUAACCAAACACUCAGUGUCAACAUUCCCCCUCGUGCCGUCAUUCUCAGCAACAUGAAGAAGAAGCUGUAUAAGCUGAGUCAGGAGGAAGGAGCCAUCGUUGCAACUCAGGAGAAGCUUUCAGCACUGGAGGCUAGCAUUGAGCAGCGCCUUAAAUGGGCUGGCGGUGCAAACCCAACGCUGGCCCCCGUCCUUCAGGACUUUGAGAUGACCAUCAGGGAGAGACGUGCCACAGUGGCCAGAGAGAACCAGCGUGCAAGCCAGGUCACCUUCUUGUGUUCCACCAUCCUGAACUUUGAAGGCCUUCGCACCCGAUCGGCUGAGGCGCUCAACAUGGACGCCGCUUUGUUUGAGCUGUUGAAGCGCUGCCAGCAGACCUGCUCUUUUGCUGCCCAGUUUAGUAGCACAGUGUCCACGCUGGAGCUUGAACUGUUGCAGAGACUGAGUCCAGUGCUGGACCUACCUAUAGGCAGCCCUGAUUGGCUGAGUUGCGCCCAGAGGCAUCUGGAAGAGGAGCUUAGUACGGAGCAGAGAACGCAGGAGGAGCGGGAACAGCAGCUGGAGUCCUGCGCUGAAACACAGCAACUCCUCAUCGACUCCAUUAAAACCAUUUUGUCGAACCACAACCGCCAACUGGCUGAUGUCAAGCACCUCCUCAGAGCCAUGGCGAAGGACGAGGAGGCAGCAUUGGCCGAUGGCGAAGAGGUGGCAUACGAGGGCAGCGUGCGUAAUUUCUUGAUGGAGUACAAGGCGUGGCAGGACAACAUCCAGGUGGUGUUGUUCACCGUCAUUCAGGCCAGUGGGCAACCACGGAAUCAGGAGCAACUGGAAUUGCUGGAAGAGAUCCCCGCCACUGUGAAGGAGCUCCAGUCCCAGAGUCAGAGCGUGUACAACGGCCUGGUUGGCUUUGCCUCCCCGCUGGUGACAGACCGAGAAAACGAAUGUGCCAGCCCUGUGUCAGCAACACAGACGAGCUUCGCAGCCGCUGUUCGAUGCAGUGGGUUGAAGACCCAGACAGAAUCCAUGUCCCAGAAUGCACGGAAGGCCCUGCCACGUAACCUGGGAACCCCCACCGACACCCCGCCCAGCACACUAGUGACCAGUAAAGGCCUCAACCCCAGCCCCAAAAAGGCUGCGCGAGAUCCCAAAACAGGAAAAGCUGUUCAGGAGAGGAACUCGUAUGCUGUCAGUGUGUGGAAAAGAGUGAAAGCCAAGCUGGAAGGCAGAGACAUCGAUCCGAACCGAAGGAUGAGUGUCACUGAGCAGGUGGACUUUGUCAUCAAGGACGCCACAAACAUGGACAACCUAGCCCAGCUGUACGAGGGCUGGACCGCCUGGGUGUGAACACGGCACCAGCGUCAUUCACGUCUUUGGUCCAGUGAAGGCUUGGAGAUCCACUACAGUCCAGCGGGUCUCGGGUGUCGGAACAGCAGCACCAGGCCACACUGAGGAGGAAAUGGGUAGCGAAAGCUUAGCCCGCCCUCCCAACCUCCUGGGCAACCCAUACCGGGCUAGCCACCCCGGAGCACCGCUGCCACCACACUCUGCAAACAUGGGCGAUCGGGCCAACGCAACGCUUAGUGGGUCUGCCGCCCCCCCCACCUCCUUUUCUGGGGCCCGAAGGCAAAGCCGCGCCGGAUGGAGGGGAGGGGAAGGGACGGGAAGGAGGGCAAACGCCGCCUCAUUCUCUCACCUGAGAGAUACCUUCCCUCCCCUCACCUUUUGGAGCCCACUAUCAAGUUGUACCCCAAACAUCACUGCGUCCUGUUGAGCUUGUCAAACUCCGUCCGAGUUCAGGGUGAAGCAGGAAGUGAGCCGUUUACCCCCCACGAAGCACACCGCCGUCACGCUGCGGCCGGGACUUCACCGGGGCGGCCCCGAAUCUCAUCAAUGGCUCGUUUGCGUAGCCGCCCCCCCACCCCCUUUGUUCUCUUGAAACUCUUCCUGAAUGGGUAUGUGAUUAUUGAUGGCCAGUUGGCCAGAAUGAAAAGAACGAAGGUUCCUCUGGGAUUCUUCCGAAGACUGAAAUGAGAGAGGAAAAGAGAAACUGUUCUUGAAUUGAUCAAACCGUCAUCAGACUUGACCAAAUAAAAGAUUAUUCGGAUCGAUUUGCUCGUCGGAAUGGUUUUUGGUGCGCUUAUGUGAGACGGGACACUAAAAGGUGAAUUCAUUUAGAGGAGGCACGAUCUCCAAAUAUUUCUUGUGUGCAUCUUGAUUAGUCUGUGUUGUGCUUUGUAACAAUGUGUUCCUUCUUUACAAAUAACCAAGUGUAGACUGCCUUUUUUUUUUUUGACUGUUCUACUUCUUGCUUUCCUCAUGAGUAGCAACUCAACUACCGAAGCCCUAAUUCUUGUAUUUUAUUCAUCUGACUUUUUCCAGUUUUAUGUUUUUAGUGGGAGAUUUUUUGGUGAUGGUGAAAAUGGUUUCUUAAAGCUUUUAUUCAAUUUGUUUGACUCUAAAUAAACAUUGGAUUCAGAAGUGCCAUGGUGUAGAUGAGUGUUUCCCAACCUUUUUUCAUUCACGCCACACCUUUUCAUUGGAAAAAAUCUCGAGGCACACCACCAACAAAAAUCUGUGUCACACCAGCUUCUAUAUUAAAAUCUGUUAUAUUACAACAAAAAAUGUAAAGUUCUAUUCGUAUAUAUGUAUGGUGAGUUGAAUAAUUGAAUAAAAAUAAAUACUGAAUAUUC